UCACCAGUCAGUUGUCUCUAAAACUGAGCUAAGGGUCCCGUGCGUGAUUUGACGAUGACACAGGCGGUGUGUGGUGUCUGACAAAAUUCAUCCCUGAAUUAUUUGACGUUCGUUGAGUUGAUAUGACAAUGUAAAGAAUUGAUUUCUGUGACUGUUUCCGAUAAUAAUGAGUAGCAUAAACGAAGGUGAAAGCAAAGGAGGAAACAGUAAAAGCUUUCAUCCCAGCAUAUGGAACCACAGUCAAGUAGGAUUCACUUGGGAUUAAGAAAAAGAAACAGACAUGCAACGAGCCGGCAUGAAUGAAAAAUCACCGCUCCUAAGGUAUCGAUUGGACAGCCAAGAUCACAGUGUCGAGGUACCGGACAAUGAUGGCAACCAUGAAGUUCAUGGCGCUGGAUCUACCCGUCAUCUAACGACAUUCUUCGGCGUUUUUGUGCCAUGUGUGCUGUCUAUGUUCAGCGUAAUCUUGUUUUUGAGAGUCGGUUACGCUAUCGGUGAGAGCGGCUUGUUACAGUCUCUGGGUAUGUUUGCUUUGGGUUAUUUCAUCGUCUUGCUCACUGUUCUCUCCAUCUGUGCCAUUUCCACCAAUGGAGCCAUCGAAGGAGGAGGAGCAUACUUUAUGAUCAGCAGAGCUUUAGGACCAGAAUUCGGAGGAAGUAUUGGAGUCAUGUUCUUCAUCGCUAACGUAUUCUCCUCAGCGCUUUAUUGCAUCGGCUUUGUAGAGGCUAUUAUGGAUAACUUUGGAAUUGGAGGAGCACUUCUCGUUGACAGACAGAGCGGACUUCCUAUCGACCUUUGGUGGCCAUUUUUGUACUCCUCUAUCGUCCUCUUCUUCUGUCUCAGCGUCUGCCUCAUCGGAGCCGGGAUGUUUGCCCGUACCUCCUUCCUCAUCUUCUUGGUUGUCAUGGCAACACUCGUAACGGUGAUUGUGAGUUUCUUCACCAAGCCAGCAGGGGAUAUGCCGAUCCCGCACAACAAUCCAAUUCAUAAUGUGACGUCUAACGCUUCGUAUACCGGCUUCAAAUGGACUACGCUACAGAGCAAUCUGUACGAGGACAAUAUUCCUGACUAUACGACAGGCAAGGAUGUGAAUUUCCUUGUAGUGUUCGCCGUGUUGUUCAAUGGAUGCACAGGAAUCAUGGCUGGAGCCAAUAUGUCGGGUGAGUUGAAGAACCCAGGUAGAUCGAUUCCCAGGGGCACUCUAGGAGCUUGUCUCUUUACUGGAUUGAUUUACGCCUUAGUAGCGUUCCUCGUUAGCGCAACCUGCUCAAGAGAACUUCUGCAGAAUUCUUACGGCUUUCUGCAGCAGAUUAAUAUCUUUCCACCGGGUGUGGUUGUCGGAAUCCUAGUAGUCUCUUUAUCAGCCGCUCUUACAACUCUCAUUGGAGCAUCUCGAGUCCUCCAAGCCAUCGCUAAGGAUGCUGUAUUCGGUGUUAUUCUUCUGCCAGUACACAAAGGGAUCACAAAGGAUGGUAAUCCCAUUGUUGCAGUUCUUGUCUCUUGGUUUCUUGUCCAGCUUGUUCUAUUGAUGGGAUCAUUGAACACCAUCGCUCCCUUGGUCACCAUUUUCUUCUUGCUGUCAUACACGGCCACCAACUUGGCUUGUAUGGCCAUGCAUGUUGCAUCAGCCCCGAACUUUAGGCCGUCCUUCACGUACUUCUCAUGGCACACAUCGCUUCUUGGGAUCGUGUGUUGUCUGGUCAUGAUGUUCCUCAUCAAUCCACUCUGGGCAUCCAUCAGCAUCGUUGUCUUCAUCCUCCUCUUUAUCAUCAUCUCGUUCCGCAUCAGUGAAUCGGACUGGGGUUACAUCACACAGGCGCUCAUCUUUCAUCAAGUUCGUAAAUAUUUACUACGUCUUGACGUCAGAAAAGAUCACGUCAAGUUCUGGCGCCCUCAGAUGCUCCUACUAGUUGCGAAUCCUCGUUCGUGCUGUGAACUCAUCAGAUUCGUCAACGACAUGAAGAAGAGUGGAUUGUAUAUUCUGGGUCACGUCAAACGAGGUGUUUUGGAUGAGGGUUACUCCGAUCCUGUCCAGAAGGAAUACCCAGCAUGGAUCGUCCUGGUAGAGAAACUUAAAGUGAAAGCAUUUACUGAACUGACUCUCGCUCCAACGAUUCGGGAAGGAGCUCAACAUCUCAUGAGGAUUUCAGGACUUGGAGGUAUGAAACCAAAUACAAUAAUUCUAGGUUUCUACGACAGCUGCCCAUCCAAAGAUUCAUUCGAUAAAUGCAAAGUGACGAAUAACCAUGGCAACAUAUACGGAACAGAAGAUUCAGGCAUUGAGGAAGAGAGAGGAGAUCCGUUGAAUGCCUUUGAGCCCGUCAGACAGUUCAAUAGUCCAAACAGACUGUCCAUCGAGGAAUAUGUUAUGAUCAUCAGCGACAGCAUCCGAUUAAGGAAGAACGUCUGCCUCAUGCGUUACUUCAGUAAGUUUGACCGGGAUGCCAUCGCUGCUAGCAAGACCCCGGCGUUCAUCAAUGUCUGGCCCAUCAACUUCUUCAAGCCGGAGACCAGCGGGUACCUGGAUACUGCAUGUAUCUUCCUAUUACAGCUUGCCUGCGUCCUCCAUAUGGUCCGUGUCUGGAAGAAGCACACCUUACUACGAGUGUUCCUGUGCAAUGGUGCCGAUGAUGACAGCUCCAUCAGCAAGCACAGACGAGAGAAAAUGGAGAAGUUUCUAAAUGAGUUGCGCAUCAAGGCCACGAUCAUCAUGGUCAGCAACAGCAACAUCCAGCCGUUUGCCGUUAUGAAGGAUGACAUGGGUGCUAGUAGUGACCACGGCCAUGCCCAGUUGGUUUACUCCCAGGUCUCCGAUACGUACAUUCAAGAAGUCAACACUAUGAUCAAGAAUUACUCAAAGAACACCGCUGUGAACUUCUGUUACUUACCGCUACCUCCAACAGAUUCCACUCAGCAAGCUGAUUACAUGCGACAUCUAGAUGCGCUGACCUUUGACCUGCCCCCAACCGUUCUUGUUCACGGUAUACAAGAAGUAACAUGUACAGCACUCUAGAAGACGUCGUGUCAAAGUUCAUACAGAUUCCUUUUAUGCAUCUAAUGCUUUUAUAUUUGUAAUUAUUUUGUACUGUGCCUUUACAUUUUAUUUAUGAUAAUGAUAUUAAUUAAAGCAUUUUUUUCAAGGACAUGUCUUUUUUUUUCUAGUUUGGCUACUCAGAAAAGGCUUUCACCAUUAGUUGAAAAAUAGAAAAACCAAAAUAUUUUGAGGGAAAAAGAGUGACUUGUUUUGGUGAAAACUUGAAUUGAAAUUACUCAAUUAGUGACAGAACAAAAAAGAUCUUGUUGUAAAUUGGAAUGAGGACCAACCGUUUAAUGACUAUUUAAAGCCAAUGGCCUUGAACUACGUCUUCACUUCUUAUCAGCCAUUUGUUCCCUUUUGUAAAGAAUGCAUCUAUGACAGGCCUGGGAUUUUAUCAUUUAGAGGGCUAGGCCAUUUUCUUAAAGGCAAAAUUUUUGUUUUGAUAAACAAAAUGGGGAACCAUCGAACAUUUUUGGUGUAAAGUUGUAGGAUCCAAGAUCAGGCACCUGCCUAAACUCAAGUAAAGUUUAUUUGCUCAACAAAUAGAUGGGCUUUCGAUCUUUCAUCAAGGGCUUUUGUUUUGCUAACUCACUUUUUGAACCCUAUAUUUAAUUUAAAUUAUGAUAUUGUGAGAAUUAAAAACUUCAAGCUGUGUUGCAACUAACAUCACAAAAUAUAUAAAAUUGUUCAAUCAAAUUGUGUCAAUUUUAAAUUGCAAUUGCAACUUUUUGUUUUAGUAUAACUUAAAAGUUUUGUUACGUUUCCCUUAGGUUAUUUUAUAACAAGACUAUACCAUGAAAGUAACUUUUUAAACAAGAAAAAAAAAAUAUAGACAAAAAUAGAAAACAUGAACUCUUUAAAUAUUGUUAAUAAGGAAAGAAAAUUGCUGCAUAUUAUGAGAUUUAUCAUCCAUGGUAUGGUAGAAAAGAAUAGCAUUUGUAAUAGCAUUUUUUUUCUGCAUAUUAUAUUUUUUUGUAAAUUUUGUUAAAACAUAAGAAAACAAAUUGAAUUUAGAAAGGAGCAUAAACUGUGGAGCAAAUGUUAAACCUAUUUUAUGAACAACGUUUUGUGUUGGUAUAUAUUUGAGAUCAAAGAGCGAGUCACAUUUUAAGGCAGUGUACAAACAUUGCUCUGUAGAAAUUUGUUGCCAGAGCCAAAAUGUUCAUACUGAUGUGGUCGGAACCCUGUUUAAAAGCUGCAAAUUCUCCCUGAAUCUGCUAUUUCCAUGUUCUGAUUAUCAAAUCUGAAAAUCUAUCUGAUUAUGGAAAUCUUUUCACUAUUUAUGUUGAAUGCAAUUUAAUUAUCUCCCUGAUAUGAAAACAAUCUUCCUGAUUGCAAGAUAAAGGUGUUGGUAACUGUAGGUGUUGGUAACUGUAGCUAUCUGUCUGAAGGCACUGGACACCUUUGGUACUUUGUCAAAAAGAUUAGUAUUCUCACUUGGUGUAUCCCAACAUAGGCCCC
This is a messenger RNA of Asterias rubens (European starfish), 4498 nucleotides long. RefSeq names its product solute carrier family 12 member 9-like. Gene Ontology annotation, biological process: potassium ion homeostasis; potassium ion import across plasma membrane; chloride ion homeostasis. Bases 281 to 3013 code for a protein of 910 amino acids. The record is from RefSeq and is a predicted model, not a curated record. Gene Ontology annotation, cellular component: membrane. NCBI's taxonomy places the organism in Eukaryota, Metazoa, Echinodermata, Asteroidea, Forcipulatida, Asteriidae. Gene Ontology annotation, molecular function: potassium:chloride symporter activity. The transcript is spliced from 15 exons.